UAGUUUAAAGUUCCAGUUAUAUUUAAGUAGAGUUUUUAACUUCCAAAACUAAACUAUACCGCAAUGCAUUCCUACAUUGGUCAUCUUCAUCGUCAUCUCCAAUCUAUCUCCUCCAUGAAACAAGUCGAAUCAGCGCAAGCUCUCCUCACCAAAACCGGCCUCAUCUUCACUCGCACACCUCUCGUCUCUAAGCUCAUAGCUUUCGCAUCGGUCUCGCCUCUCGGCUGCCUCACCCACGCGCAAUCCUUGUUCGAAGAAACCACCAUGGACGACUCCUUCAUCUGCAGCACCAUGGUCAGAGCUUACGCCAACAGCGACUUUCCCAUCAGAGGGAUUCAUGUCUACAAUCACAUGAUCGUGUCCCAAGUCGAGUGCGAUCAUUUCACUUACAACUUUGCGCUUAAAGCUUGUGCGAGACUCGUGAAAGCUAUGAAGAGAGACGCUGUAGAGGUAACCGAACUGGGGACUGAUCGUAAGGGAAGUGAGAUUCAUUGCCGGGUUUUGAAGUCGGGGUUUGAUUCCGAUCUGUAUGUUCAGAAUUCGUUGCUGUUUGUUUACGCUCAACUUGGGUCGGUGGGGCAUGCACGCCAGGUGUUCGACGAAAUGCCUGAGAGGAGCGUUGCGUCUUGGAACAUUAUGAUCUCUGCUUAUGAUCAGACUGGUGAUUUCGACUCGGCGGAUAAGCUGUUUGGGCUGAUGCCUGAGAAGAAUGUGGCGUCGUGGAAUACGUUAUUAGGAAGGCAUGUUAGAUUGGGGGACAUUGAGGCGGCGAAGACGGUGUUUGGAGAGAUGGAGGAGAGGGACGCGGUGUCUUGGAAUUCUAUGAUUGCUGGAUAUGUUCAGGUUGGAGAUUAUAAUGGAGCGUUGGAGCUGUUCAGGGAAAUGCAGGCUGCUGAAGUGGAAGCUACGGGGGUGACGCUUAUAUCGGUAUUGGGGGCUUGUGCUGAAGCUAGUGAGUUGGAGAUUGGAAGGAAGAUUCACGAGUCAUUGAAUAGAAAUGGGCAUACGAUUGAAGGGUACUUGGGGACUGCCCUUGUGGAUAUGUACUGUAAAUGUGGCAAGUUGAGUUCGGCUAGAGAAGUGUUUAGUGGGAUGAAGAUGAGACCGGUUGGUUGCUGGAAUGCGAUGAUUAUGGGGUUCGCUGUUCAUGGUCACUGUGAGGAAGCUUUGGAGUUGUUUGAAGAUAUGGAAAAGCAGGGUGGUGAUGUGAAGCCUAAUCAGAUCACGUUUGUUGGGGUGCUCAUUGCUUGUAGUCACAAGGGUUUGGUGGAAGAAGGGCGCCGGUACUUUAAUUACAUGAAAGAAGAAUACAAUAUUGUGCCGGAUGUUAAGCAUUAUGGUUGCAUGGUUGAUCUUCUUAGCAGGUGCGGUUUGUUAGAUGAAGCCUACCAGAUGAUCAAGGGGGAGCCUUCCCUGGCAAGCUGUUUGUUGUGGAGAACCUUGUUGGGUGCUUGUAAGGUACAUGCGAACGUUGAAUUGGCUGAGCAGUGCUUUGAGCAUCUAGCCAAAUUGGAAUCUCUUACGGAUGCAGAUUAUGUUUUGUUGUCAAACAUCUACGCUGAAGCCGAACGAUGGCAGGAUGUUGAGAGGUUGAGGGGUGAGAUGGUUUGUAAGGGAGUUCCCAAAAGCCUCGGCUUCAGCCAUGUAGAAAUGAAAUAAAUGAUUAGCGGCACAAGUUCAUGCACCCCGGUACUACUCUCACGCAAGCAAGCUAACUUAAAAGUUUCAGCUGGAUGCUUAUUUCCCAACUUAAAGAGAAGCCAUUUAGUUUGACAUGCAAGUUUCGGAUGGUUGAUUUUUUGGUUUUAUUUAUUAUUAUUAUUAUUAUAUUUUUUUUUUGAGAA
Molecule: messenger RNA, 1844 nt
Organism: Argentina anserina (silverweed cinquefoil)
Lineage: Eukaryota; Viridiplantae; Streptophyta; Magnoliopsida; Rosales; Rosaceae
Product: pentatricopeptide repeat-containing protein At5g15300-like
Exons: 1
Coding region: 64-1659 (531 amino acids)
Molecular function (GO): protein binding
Source: RefSeq, a predicted model, not a curated record